UGAGGCUUUCUUCCUGUCGUAUGCUUUACUCAUAUGGACCGAGACAGGCAGUAGAGUUUAUCAAUUUGGAUGCAUCUCGUGGUGUUUUCACGUUCCCCAUCAUUUCAGUGAAGAGGGGCGACGAAACCGCAACGUUUAUCACCGGGAUUAGGGCCUUGUCUGGGGUGAACAGAUUAUCCUGCACUGCCGACUUGUUGAAGUAGAAAUCAUCAUCCAAAUCGAGUCACCCAGAGUGAGGCCCAGGCAGGAGCUGGCUGCUGCUGACCACGGCACCAUGAUGGAGGGGGGCAUGCAGCUGCUGAACCGUGACGGCCACAGCAUCUCGCACAACUCCAAGCGCCACUACCACGACUCAUUUGUGUCCAUGAACAGGAUGCGCCAGCGUGGCCUGCUCUGCGACAUCGUGCUGCACGUCUCCAACAAGGAGAUCAAGGCGCACAAGGUGGUGCUGGCCUCCUGCAGUCCCUACUUCCAUGCCAUGUUUACAAAUGAGAUGUCGGAGAGUCGUCAGACCCACGUGACCCUGCAUGACAUUGACCCCCAGGCGUUGGAACAGCUGGUUCAGUAUGCCUACACGGCAGAAAUCGUGGUGGGGGAGGGCAACGUGCAGACAUUGCUUCCAGCGGCCAGCCUGCUGCAGCUCAACGGGGUGAGGGAUGCCUGCUGUAAGUUCCUCCUCAGCCAGCUGGACCCUUCCAACUGCCUGGGCAUCCGCAGCUUUGCCGACACGCACUCCUGCAGCGACCUGCUCAAGUCGGCGCACAAGUACGUCCUGCAGCACUUUGUGGAGGUGUCCAAGACUGAGGAGUUCAUGCUGCUGCCUCUAAAGCAGGUAUUAGACCUGAUCUCCAGUGACAACCUGAACGUACCGUCAGAAGAGGAGGUAUACCGGGCCGUGCUGAGCUGGGUCAAACACGACAUAGAUGGGCGCAGGCAGCACGUACCCUGGCUGAUGAAGUGCGUGCGUCUGCCCCUGCUGCGGAGGGAUUUCCUCAUGAGCAACGUGGACACGGAGCUGCUGGUGCGCCACCACUCUGAGUGCAAGGACCUGCUCAUCGAGGCCCUCAAGUACCAUCUUAUGCCCGAGCAGAGGGGUGUGCUGAGUAACAGCCGUACCCGGCCGCGCCGCUGCGAGGGCGCCAGCCCCGUGCUCUUCGCCGUCGGUGGCGGCAGUCUGUUUGCUAUCCACGGUGACUGCGAGGCCUACGACACGCGGACUGACCGAUGGCACAUGGUGGCAUCCAUGUCCACUCGGCGGGCACGUGUGGGCGUGGCGGCCAUUGGCAACAAGCUGUACGCCGUGGGAGGGUAUGACGGCACCUCAGAUUUGGCCACAGUGGAGUCCUACGACCCUGUCACCAACUCCUGGCAGCCUGAGGUUUCAAUGGGGACGCGACGGAGCUGUUUGGGCGUGGCAGUGUUGCACGGCCUCCUGUACGCCGCCGGUGGUUAUGACGGAGCUUCCUGUCUCAACAGUGCAGAGCGGUACGACCCUCUCACCAGUACCUGGACCUCCAUCGCUGCCAUGAGCACCCGAAGGAGAUACGUCCGUGUGGCCACUCUUGAUGGCAGUCUGUAUGCAGUAGGAGGAUAUGAUAGCUCCUCACACCUAGCAACAGUGGAAAAAUAUGAACCACAGAGUAACGCGUGGACAGCCAUCGCCAAUAUGCUGAGUCGACGCAGCAGUGCCGGGGUGGCCGUGCUGGAGGGCAUGCUCUAUGUCGCCGGGGGCAACGAUGGCACCAGCUGCCUAAACUCGGUGGAGCGAUUCAAUCCCAAGACCAACGCCUGGGAGGGCGUGGCGCCCAUGAACAUCCGCAGGAGUACCCACGACCUGGUGGCUAUGGACGGCUGGCUGUACGCAGUGGGCGGCAACGACGGCAGCUCCAGCCUCAACUCCAUUGAGAAGUACAACCCGCGCAGCAACAAGUGGGUGGCGGCCUCCUGCAUGUUCACGCGGCGCAGCAGUGUGGGGGUGGCCGUCCUAGAGCUGCUCAACUUCCCGCCGCCCUCGUCGCCCACGCUCUCCGUGUCCUCCACCAGCCUUUGACACGGGGCUAAGCUCUGGCUGACCUCAGCCUCAACCUCGGCCUUGGUUGCCACCGCACAGCCAGGCCCCAGCAAGAGACGCAACUGCUCUGUGUGAAGAGGAGGGAGUGAGAUGAUGCAUAUACUUGAAUCAGGUAGCGAGAGGGAGAGUGGAGAAAAUGGCUUGAGAGAGAGUGGGAGGGGUACAGUUUGAGGGAGAGUGGAGAGAAGGGCUUGAGAGACUGGGAGGGGUACAGUUAGAGGGAGAAGAGGUGAUGGGAAGAGCGAGUGAAGAAGAGUGAAAGAUGGAGAGAGAAACACACAGAGGGGGCUGCUGGAUCUGGUCUCUUUCCCUGAAGUCUCACUGUAUUACCGUAAAGAUACCAGCUUCUAGUCUAUUGAAGAACACAGGAGAGUUUUCCUCAGAUAAAGAGGUUGGGAAAAAAACACCAUUUGCAAUCCAAUACCGUCUCUGAACCGAUUUUAACUUAGGAAUGUAGCUAUUGACUGGUUCUGCCAUGCAUGUUUACUGACAUUGUGUCCUGGCAGGCAGGAAUAAAAAUGAGUAGUGCAGCUGUAUGUGUCACACUAGGUGGCAUUAAUGGGCAAUGUUGUUUACCGUCCUACCCUACAGACGAGCCUUGUGUAAUAGAGUGUUGCCCCUAGAUAUUUUCCAGCAUUUCCCCUUAAAUGGUUAAGGUUAGUAUUGAGGAGGGGAAGCUGAUCCUAGAUCUGUACCUAAGGAAAACUUCAACCAACCAGCUGGAGAAGAAGGAAAAAAAAGAAUGUAGCUAUUGAUUCGAGAUCUAUCGUUACUCUAAACUGUAAAUUAGUUUAAUUUCUUUAAAAAAUAUAUAAGAACAGAUAAUAUGAUGUUGAAUUAUUUAUUAAAUGUAAAAAAAAUAUAUAUAUAUAGCUAAUAUAUUACGACCAUUUCAAUGAUGCUUUGUGAAAAGCAAAUGGACCACUGCUACGACUCGAGUGCCGUAUUAUUUUUAUUUUGUUGUGUUAACGUCGUGCAUAUCAUUGAUGGAAGUGUGUCCGAGAGGAUGUCAAAAGUGGGAAGUUGUUCGGUUUGAGCGUUGAGUAUAUCAGAGUGAAGGAUUGAUAAGGAUUUUUUAAACUGUUGAAGAUAUCAGGGCCCGUAUUCAUAAAGUGUCUCAGGGUAGGAAUGCUGAUCUAGGUUCCCCCUUAUUCAUAAUGAUUUAAAAGGAUAAACUGAUCCUAGAUCAGCAUUCCUACUCUGAGACACUUUUUGAAGACGGGCAGAGGUCAACUGAAAUAUCUUUAUUAUUUGUAAAGGACAACAGUUAAAAGAAAGAGGUUUAUUUUGUUCAUGCAGUGUUUAUUCUUUUGCCGGAUGGUACCUUGACUGAAAAUGUAAAAUAUUUUUCAAAAGUAGCCUUGUCACUGCCACAUGUAUUUCACAACCAAUGUCAUUAGUAGUUAUGGCAACUGAUGUCCAAUACGGUUGUAUGGAAGGCUAUGGUAUGCAAGCUUGCUUGUCCGCUAGCUAAUUAGAAGACCCCAAUCCAUUGUAUAGAUCAUUAUCAUUCAUAAACCCAUAGUGGUAUCACGAUCAUGACAGCUUUGAAAUGGCUAAGGAGCAGAAGGUUCAAGUAAUGUGUAGGCAAAUUAACACAACACUAAUCUUAAUACUUAAGACUAGCUGCGGCAAUGUCAAUGUGGAAACAUUUUUGGUGCUUUCAUUUUGUGUUACCUACUCAUCAUUUUGUACUUUCCCUCAUCAUACCUCUUCCUGUAUUGUUGAAAAGGAUCCAAAGUUACCACAGCAAUGUUUACGGAGUAAACGUGUGACAACAUGUAGUAUAACUCUAAGCUCUAACGAUACUCUGGAGCACGUCAGAUAAUACCAUUCUUUGGAAGUUCCACAAAAUGGCACACAUCAAAGCAAAGGCUGAUUGGUUAAGGAAAUGAAACUGUUUCUACAUACUCAAUACUGAUACUUUACCUGAGGUUAAAGAGCUGUGUCAGCCACGACAGGUCCUAAUUUUAGUUUUUGACUCGUCACAGUUAGCUAGGUUCAAUAAAUAGGCUAUUUAGAGCAGUGUGAUCAAAUGUAAAACUUCUGAGAAGCUAUUUAUUUUCCUUUUUUCAAAGGAUUUUGUUGAUCUGGUUUUGUUUUUCCGAACCCCCCCCAGUAAUGGUGAAGUGUUUUGUCCCCAAAUCGCAAAAGUGGUUGCAGUGAUGUCUUCUGUGACGUCAUGGUCCGGUUGUAUACAGAUUGUUUUAAGAGGUCUUUUUAGCGACCAGAAAAACACUUAUUUAGCUGGUUGUAAUCUGGUAUCUAACCAGGCGUCUCUACAACCAGAAAACCUAUUUACAACCAGAAAAUGACGUCAUUAUAACAUUCCAUGCCAAAUUUUACACGGUGGGUUCGUGUGAGCUCAUAAUGUACCAGGAGUGAAAUCUCCACACAAGAACUUGGCCUCCAUUUAGUUGAAUCAAAUGUAACGAAGGAAUUGCCCAAAUUCUCGGAUUGAAUGCAUUGUCAAUGUGACUGUAGCUUUUUUAGUUAACACAUUAUUGUUCAAUGUGACCUGCAUCGUUUAUUUAUAUGUUAUAUUUAUCGAGAAAAUGUAUGGAGAAACGUUGCACUAUUGUGAAAUGGAGCAAUACACUGUAUAGAAAAUAAAUAAAGAUGCUUUCAGGUGUGAGAA
Oncorhynchus masou masou (cherry salmon) is the source of this 4709-nucleotide messenger RNA. It is a transcript of the gene klhl17, whose product is annotated as kelch-like family member 17. Gene Ontology annotation, molecular function: protein binding. The record is from RefSeq and is a predicted model, not a curated record. The coding region runs from base 275 to 2050 and encodes 591 amino acids. The transcript is spliced from 13 exons. Lineage: Eukaryota; Metazoa; Chordata; Actinopteri; Salmoniformes; Salmonidae.